GAGAGUUUGUUAUAAUAUGUUUUAGAUAGUCAGUGAGACGGCAGUGCGCCGGUUGCAUCGACAGCUUGGAGCCAAAAUAGACUGUGAAACAGGCCGUGUGGACCUACAGUAUACGAAAUAAUUAUAUAUUUGUGAAUACAUAUCUAUAAUAUGUAUACAUUGUGUGUUUUAAAAUAUAAUGUACUCAAGAGUAAACGCGUAGAUAAGAGUGUACUUUGGGCAUAAGUUAUUUUGUUAAAAAGCUUAAGUGAAACAUAAAAAUACAUUAGAAUAUCUGCAUAUAUAAAUAAUAUAUAUAUUUAUAUAUAUAUAAUGAAUAUUCUUAGUGCCGCGUUACGUUAAAUUAUUGCGUCUGUCAAUUGUGUAGAACAUGGUGCCUUCGCAUAACUCAUUGAUACAUGUGAAAAUAAAUUUAUAGUAUUUAAUUAAAGUCAAUUUGUUUACGCGCUAAAAAAAUCUUUAAUAAAUACAAGAACAAUGCCAUCGGAGUGUAUUUUCGAAUUCGAUCGGCCCCAACCGGUUUACUAUAGCGGAGAAAUAAUUAACGGACGCAUUAACUUGCAUACAACCAGCGAGAAGAGCGUUCGAGAGGUCUACAUACUUUUUGUGGGCGAGGCGAAGGUCCGCUGGGAAGAGAGCCGUACACGCUCUAGGGAUGGCAAAACCGAGCACUAUAAUGAAUAUUAUCGCGCUGAUGAAACUUAUCUACACUCGAAAACUUGCGUACAUGGCGACGGUACGCUACAACCCGGCACAUAUACUUACACCUUUUGCAUACCAUUGCCACUUGAGUGUCCGACAUCGUGUGUGGAGAAAUAUGGCAAAAUUGCAUACGAACUCUCGCUGGUAUUGAAUCGACCAUAUCGGUUCGAUAAUGUGUUCAAAAAACCACUAACGGUUUUAUAUCAGGUGAAUUUGAACAUGCAACCGGAGUUGUUGAUACCGAUUAAAAGUGAGGACAUUAAAUACUUUUGCUGCUGGCCAUGCUCUUCCGGCCCAGUGAUAUCAACGCUUACCAUACCAUUUGGCGGUUAUGCGCCCGGCCAGAGAAUCAAAUAUCAACUCGAAAUAGACAAUCAAUCGACCGGCUAUGAUUUAGCUGAUGGCAUCGAAUUAAAACUGACACAGAUUUACAGCUUUGAAGCACAUACGCCGCAUAGAAAGACGCGCUAUCACAGCAAUACAUUGGCACUCACCGAACAGGGUAUGCAAUGCUUGCGACUGUCUAAGCGCUUGAUUGACGGCACACUUCUUAUACCGCCUGUGCCGCCUACCUCGAAUAGAAAUUACAUCAUUGGUGUACGUUAUGAGAUUAAGAUGUCCAUCAACACCGGUUGCUGUCACACAGACUCCGAAAUAGUUAUACCCAUAACAAUUGGAACAGUACCAUUGGCGCAGAGCGCCACCAAUCCACAGAAUGCAAUCGGUUUGCUGCCGACAGCGCCAGCAAUUCCCGAUACACCCGGCACACCGCCUGGCAGUGAUGCGCCACCAAACUACGAAAAAUUCAAGCCACCGUCUUUUGACGAGGCUACCACCAUUGGUGGAAAGUUUAUUGAUCGUGAUGUCGAUGAGCGUAAUCGCACCGAUGAAUUCAUACCUCGGUAUCCGAUGUACACGAAUUUCGCCGUGCCCACAGCACCGUCUGCCGUAGGUGGUGAUGAAGCCGAUGCACCACUGCUGGUAUCGCCUACUGCGGCUUCAACGCACAAUGAACCACCACCUUAUCAGCAGGAAAGUCAACAGUCUGGCCAACCGGCGACACGCGCCACAGCUGGCUAUGGUUGGAAUAGUUGAAGCUGUGCAACCGCUUUUCUAAUGAGUUAAAUAUGUUUAUCAAUAAUAUCAAUGAUUUUCUUAUUGAAGCGCGCCUAAGCGUGCAUAUUCCUGUCCCAAGCCAUACUUACUAUAAAUCUUACAGUUUAUCUUUGAUAUUCAAACCGAUUUUGCAAACUUUUUGUACAUAAACUUGCUUAAGCCAUUAAUAAACCAGCUUCUGUAAUAU
Molecule: messenger RNA, 2005 nt
Organism: Bactrocera dorsalis (oriental fruit fly)
Lineage: Eukaryota; Metazoa; Arthropoda; Insecta; Diptera; Tephritidae
Product: arrestin domain-containing protein 3
Exons: 4
Coding region: 478-1797 (439 amino acids)
Biological process (GO): protein transport
Cellular component (GO): cytoplasm
Source: RefSeq, a predicted model, not a curated record